This is a messenger RNA of Cuscuta europaea, 925 nucleotides long. The record is from the annotation of a GenBank genome assembly. NCBI's taxonomy places the organism in Eukaryota, Viridiplantae, Streptophyta, Magnoliopsida, Solanales, Convolvulaceae.
UUAAACCUUAAUUACUUUUUUAUAAGCUGUGCGGUUUUAUACACCAUUAUUCAUCGUUAACCUGGUACAACGUUGGUGGAAACCAUCCCAUAUUCCCAUUUCUCUCUCGAAGUUUCGGUUCCUACCAAACACACUAUAAUAAUCAACAUUAAUUAGUUCAUUAAUCGCACUGACAAAGAUGAAGGAGAAAAGUGAUGUUUCUAUGGAGAACAUGCUGGGACUGCUGAGGAUUCGCAUACACAGAGGCGUCAACUUGGCCGUUCGAGAUGUCCGAAGUAGCGAUCCGUACGUUAUUGUUCGCAUGGGCAAACAGAAGCUAAAGACCAGAGUGGUGAAGAAGAACCUCAACCCUGAAUGGAAUGAAGACUUGACUUUGUCUGUUUCUGACCCGAAAAUUCCAGUAACAGUGCAAGUCUAUGAUAAGGAUUUGUUCAGUUUUGAUGACAAAAUGGGAGAUGCAGAAUUCGACAUCUCACCGUAUGUGGAAGCAGUAGGGAUGCGCUUCAAAAACAUCCCUAGUGGAACCAUAAUCAUGAAGGUCAAACCAAGCAGGGAGAACUGCCUUGCGGAGGAAAGCAACAUUGUCUUGGAAAAUGAUAAGGUUGUCCAAAACAUGGUUUUGAGGUUGCGGAAUGUCGAAUGUGGUGAAUUGGAGCUGCAAUUGCAGUGGAUUGAUAUUCCGCGCUCCAGUGACCACCUGUAGGCUCUUUCUAGUAGAGGUACAAGAUGAUGUACAGAUUGAAUGACUAGUGGCAUCAGUAGGUAUAUCAAGUAUAUUGCUGCAAGACUCCCUUGAUAUAAAUUAAUAAAACUGACGAGCCUAGUUAUAUUAGUUAAUUCUAAAAUAAAUGGUACAUAGUAGUACUCUUAAUUACGGAAUACUUUAAAGUUUAAAUUGAUUAUAUAGAUUGAUUAAGACUGCCAG